CCUUUUAGGGGAGACCCACAGACUGCUAACUGGUGUCAGAUAAUAAGCGCUCAUUUCCCAGUUGGUGUUGUUUAUUGGGGCGCGUUCUUAUUUUUCCUUUGCGGUAGUUAUGCUUUUGCCAUCACAAUGAAAUUUGUGAGGUUCCUCAUGAAGAAUUCUGCUUUGGCCAACGUGCCAAAGCACAUUGACCAUUUUUCGAAAUUCUCACCUUCUCCUCUUUCCAUGAAACAGUUUCUUGAUUUCGGUUCAACCAAUGCAUGUGAGAAGACGUCGUUUGCCUUCCUGAGACAGGAGCUUCCCGUCCGCCUUUCUAACAUCAUGAAGGAGAUCAAUUUGUUGCCCAGCCGUCUGCUGACGACCCCUUCCGUACAGCUGGUGCAGAGCUGGUAUAUCCAAAGCUUGAUGGAGAUCCUGGAAUUCCUUGACAAAAGUGCUGAAGAACAUAAAGUCCUGGAAGACUUUGUGGAGACACUGGUGAAUAUCAGGAACAGGCACAAUGAUGUAGUGCCCACUAUGGCACAGGGCGUCAUGGAGUACAAGGAGGCCUUUGGUCAGGAUCCCGUGACCAAUCAGAACAUCCAGUACUUCCUGGACCGCUUCUACAUGAGCCGCAUCUCCAUACGCAUGCUCAUCAACCAGCACACUCUUGUCUUUGAUGGAACCACAAACCCAGCCCACCCAAACACUAUUGGCUGCAUUGACCCCCACUGCAAUGUCGCAGAGGUUGUAAGAGAUGCCUUUGAGAGUGCCACGAUGCUUUGUAACCAGUAUUACCUCACUUCACCUGACCUGGAGCUGCAAGAACUUAACACAAACAAUGCCAAACAACCCAUCCACAUUGUCUACGUACCUUCCCACCUGUAUCACAUCCUCUUUGAGCUUUUCAAGAAUGCUAUGAGAGCAACGAUUGAAAACCAUGAGGCCAGUAGCUACCUUCCACCAAUUCAAGUCAUGGUAGCGAUUGGUGGAGAGGACCUGUCAAUCAAGAUGAGUGACAGGGGUGGUGGGGUGCCCUUCCGGAAGAUGGAGAAGCUAUUCAGUUAUAUGUAUUCUACAGCUCCCACACCACAGAUUGGCCAGCACCAGCGAACACCACUGGCUGGGUUUGGCUAUGGUCUUCCCAUCUCACGGCUGUACGCACAGUACUUCCAGGGAGAUUUGCAGCUUUACUCGAUGGAGGGCCAUGGCACUGAUGCCGUCAUCCACCUGAAAGCUUUGUCAACUGAUUCUGUGGAGAAGCUGCCUGUGUUUAACAUGACAGCACUGAGACAUUACAAGAUGAGCCACGAGGCAGAUGACUGGUGCGUGCCCAGUAAAGAACCCCUCGACCUGGCUUUUUACCGGGUGGCCAAGUGAAGGAGAUGGUGUGGACCGCCAGCCUUACUCAUCGACCAUUCUGCUUGAAGAGGGAAUGCAGACUGCAGCUCAGUAGUAAACUAAUAGGAGGCAACUUGAGAGACUGACAUCUGUAGGGAUUUGGAGAUCAUCUGUCCGUGGAAUUUCUGGACUGUGAAAAAUGUGUCACUGUGUUAAACCACAGUUGUUGUAUCAUUUCAGGAUCACUGUAUGUCCAUUCGCACUGUCUCCUAGAUUUUCUGACCAAGCCGUCGGGCCUGUGUGAAGAUAGCGUGGAGGUUUGGUCUGCGUACAAGUAGCCGUGACUUAGAAAGUGAAAGAGGCCUGAGUAUGUUGUCCUUGGAAUGGUGUUCGGAGUUUUAGAGGGCAUUCAAGAUAGGAAAUGAUCAAAAGCAGCAUUUUAAAAAUACCGCUCAACUGAUGAGCAGUGCUAAAUAUUUUACAAGGAGAUAAAGGAUUUGGAAAGAUUCUGUAACCAUUAGGUUGUCUUUGCUGUUGAUCAUGUAAUGUUUAUACCUUUGUCGUCUUGUCUCAGAAGCUUGUGGCACCUAUACAGCCAUUGAUUUAGAAGAUCCUGUGUCACAAGCAUGAUAUAAUGUAAAUAUCCUUGCACUUAUUUUGAUUUGUCCCCAAAUUAUGACUGUUUUUUCCCCAGAAAACCUGAGUGUACUUGUGUAUGGUACAAGCUUGUGCAGCCAAAGAACUAUUGCCAGUAUAGGGCCUAGAGUUUCAUUGGCUAUGGCGUAUUAAGGGAUGACCGGAAGCUGGAGUAAUCACACUGAAAAUAAGUUUGUGUGUCUGCUUUGGUAAAGGCAUCCUCUGCCAUGACUCACAAAAAUCUUCUUGAUUUAAUUAGCAACAUUGGAUGUGGUCCUUUGUUUUCAAAAUUUACGUAAAAUUUAUGUAAUGCGAUUCAAUUGUGCAAUCGUUUACUGCAGCAUUUAACAUACCAACAUUUCUGUGGACCUCAAAGUACACGAUAUAAGGUAUUUAAUACUUAAAAACGGUGCAGUGUCUUUUUGUGCAUGCAUAUAUUUUGUUUGAUCAUAUAACAUAAAAUGUCUGCAAAAGCUGGUUGGAAUAUAACAUAUCCAGUAUGAAGAUAUAUAAGACCAUUUUGGUACUCUGGAUUCCAGUAUUGUAUUUGCGGUGCUAGGACCGAUUUCAUAUGCUCUAUGCUGACAAAGCAGUUAUAAAAAGCCUGAAAAUUAUAUUUCACCAAGUUAAAAAAUCAACUUUUGAAUACUCAGUCGGCAAAGAGUUUUACAUCACUAUGUAGAUUUCUUCUGAUUUUGGAAUAAUGACCAGACUUAUGAUCCAGCUACUUUAAAAGACUCUCAUAUUACUUUUGGAAAAUUAUAUGUUGCAGUUCGGAAUUUCAUGUGCCCAGUGCUGAAGUGCUCAUUUCCAUUCUAUUAGUAUCAUUUUCAAAGCAGAGUGUAAUUGUGUUUUGCUGUAUUACUUUGAAGUAACAUCAAUGUGCCUUUUCUGGUUUGAGUGAUGCUGUUUGUUUGUAUAUAUGGGUCCACUGCAUGUGCACAUUUGCACAUGAAAUCUUUUUUGUUUUGUUUGGAUUUUAUUACCCUGUUUUUAACUGAGAAGGAGGAUUCUAACACCAGUAUUUUGUUUAUAUUUUGAAAAUACUUAUUUUUGUAAA
This is a messenger RNA of Paramormyrops kingsleyae, 3013 nucleotides long. RefSeq names its product pyruvate dehydrogenase kinase 2a (gene pdk2a). Gene Ontology annotation, biological process: regulation of glucose metabolic process; protein phosphorylation. Gene Ontology annotation, molecular function: pyruvate dehydrogenase (acetyl-transferring) kinase activity. NCBI's taxonomy places the organism in Eukaryota, Metazoa, Chordata, Actinopteri, Osteoglossiformes, Mormyridae. Gene Ontology annotation, cellular component: mitochondrion. The record is from RefSeq and is a predicted model, not a curated record.